Messenger RNA from Geodia barretti, 438 nucleotides. Lineage: Eukaryota; Metazoa; Porifera; Demospongiae; Tetractinellida; Geodiidae. The record is from the annotation of a GenBank genome assembly.
AUGGGCAGCGCCUCUGAUGAAGAGGCGGUCCAACCGACGAUCAACAUACUGGAAUCGCUGGGCGUGGACUACGAAGUACGCGUCAUGUCAGCGCACCGCACCCCCGAGCGAGUCCACGAGUACGCAUCGACGGCGCGGGAGCGGGGGAUCGAAGUAAUCAUCGCUGCCGCCGGCGGUUCCGCGGCGUUGGGCGGGGCAUUGGCAGCGCAGACCACAUUACCCGUGAUCGGCAUCCCGUUGACUUCAAGCGAGCUCAACGGAUGGGAUGCCCUGCUGUCAACGGCGCAAAUGCCGCCCGGCAUACCGGUGGCGGCGAUGGCAGUCGGCGGAUGGGGAGCAAGAAACGCCGCGUACUAUGCCGCCCAGAUCCUCGGCAUCAAGCACGACGAUAUCCGCGAAGCCGUGGAGCGGUACCGGCAGUCUCUUCGUGAACGUUAG